AAUCAAGGUGAGACGGCCAGCGAUAAAAACGUGGUUCCACAUGGCAACGGCAACACCAUAGACUGGCAAGUGUAAGUGCAAGUGUGCUGUCUCUGCCAUGGCCAAAGUCCAGGUCGGCUUCGGCGCACGUAUCCCGAAGUGCUGCGUGACUCCCACCAUCGCCGCUUACCCGGCAGCCCAGAGAACCAGGAGGAGUGCUUAUACUUGUGCGAGUACACACUACAGAUGCAGAUGCAACAUCCCCCGCGCGCAUAUUCCUCGAGGCCAUAUUAGGAGUAUCGCUACUAUUACUACAAACUUGAACAGAAGUGCCAGUGCUAUGCAGCAAACAGACGCCGGGUGGAGUAGAGAGGCCCUGGACGAAGCCAUUGGCAGCGGGUCUCUCGACCGUGUUCUUCAUUGGAUCGGUACAACACCGAGCAAUAGCGCAGCAGCAGAACUCGCUGCAGAAGCUCGCGAUAUCCUCAUUGCGCGCGCUCAAGACCCAUUAGUCAUCCAAGGCAUCAGCUCAGUCCUGUCCAAGCCCGUCAAAUCCAGCGAUGACUUUUACACUGCCUGUGCCGGUCUCGACAGCAUCCUCAGCGACCUUCCCCUCGCAACACUGCGACUUUACAAGUCCGGCAUAGAGGCUCUGGCUGCCAAUACCGCAUACAGUCCUUCAGGGGUUUCGCUGCCGUCCUUGACAAGCCGGGCAAGAGAUGCAAUCAAGUUCAUCGACUUCCCCGAGCUGACAUGGGCCCCAGAGCACAAGAUGGACUACAUGGCAGAGCGAAGUCUUUCGGAGAGAGUCCACACAGCGCAGCAGAUGGAGCCCCAUGCCAGGGACCUGCUCGGCUGGCUUGCCGACUACAACUGGCCGCCUUACUCGGGCUGUGUGAAGCAGCUUGCUCGCUUUCCCGAAGUGGCAGUUGACCCGAUCAAGGAGAUUAUCGAAGACUACCGAGAUGAUGCAGAGUGGUUGCUGCAUCUUCUGGAUUUUGUAAAAGAGAGUGUGCCUGUUGGGGUGCUGUGGAAAAAGCUGGAGCCUGAGCUAUCGUCACUGUCCAGCAUCGAGGCAGAUGACGAAGAGAAUAGUGAUCUUGCUGAAACCGCCAAAAGUAUGUUUGGACAGCUAAAUGAAUGGAAAAGGGAACAAAGUGGUAACAAAUAACGCCUCGAUCCAAUACGACCAAGAGACGUUAAAGAAGGUCUUUGCUCCAGAUAAUCUGCUGCUGUUUCAUAGACAUUCGCAACUCCAUCUUACCUAUGCGUAUAUGCUUUCUGCCUCUUGCCAGCCAUUAGAGAUAAAGUGUAGUAACAAUAACUUACACUAUGAUUUCG
Messenger RNA from Trichoderma harzianum CBS 226.95, 1320 nucleotides. RefSeq lists its product as hypothetical. The record is from RefSeq and is a predicted model, not a curated record. The transcript has a single exon. Lineage: Eukaryota; Fungi; Ascomycota; Sordariomycetes; Hypocreales; Hypocreaceae. The coding region runs from base 98 to 1150 and encodes 350 amino acids.